Fulvia fulva is the source of this 894-nucleotide messenger RNA. RefSeq names its product Phosphoadenosine phosphosulfate reductase. Lineage: Eukaryota; Fungi; Ascomycota; Dothideomycetes; Mycosphaerellales; Mycosphaerellaceae. The coding region runs from base 1 to 894 and encodes 297 amino acids. Gene Ontology annotation, cellular component: cytoplasm. The transcript has a single exon. The record is from RefSeq and is a predicted model, not a curated record. Gene Ontology annotation, molecular function: phosphoadenylyl-sulfate reductase (thioredoxin) activity.
AUGGCUUACCGUCCACGCUCCAACUCGAGCGACCGCGAGUCUGGCUAUGCCAGUGGCAGUUCGACUGCCUCGCUAUCAGAUGUCUACUUCAGCAGACCGCAUCUGAAGUUCUUGAACUCGCAAUUGGCGAAGUUGUCCCCUCAGGAUGUGCUCAAGUGGUGCAUCACAUCGCUGCCGAACCUCUACCAGACCUCAGCGUUCGGUCUGACAGGGUUGGCGGUCAUGGAUAUGAUCUCCAAGCUCGACUUUGUCCUCAAGCCAGACAUUGACCUCAUCUUCCUCGACACUCUUUACCACUUCUCGCAAACACUCGACCUGGUCGAGCGAGUCAAGACCAAGUACCCUCAUCUCACUAUCCACUCUUACAAGCCAAAAGGGUGCGACGCGACUGCCGACUUCGAGGCCAAGCAUGGCGAGAGGCUGUGGGAGACGAACGACGAGUUGUACGACUUCGUCGCCAAGGUCGAGCCAGCACAGCGUGCAUACAGAGAACUCGGCGUGCAAGCUGUCUUGACCGGUCGGAGACGUACGCAAGGUGGAAAGCGUGGUGAUAUCGACAUCGUGGAGGUGACUGAGGAAGGCCUGAUCAAGGUCAACCCACUCGCCAACUGGUCGUUCAAGGACGUCCAGAAGUAUGUCCAAGAGAACGACGUCCCAACCAACGAACUCCUCGACCAAGGCUACCGCUCCGUUGGUGACUGGCACUCCACUCAGCCAGUGACCGACAGCGAAGAUGAGCGUGCCGGCCGCUGGAAGGGCAAGCAAAAGACCGAGUGCGGCAUCCACAACAAGCGCAGCCGCUACGCCAUCUUCCUCGCCGAGCAAGAAGCGAAACGCCAGGAGGAACUCAGCAACGCCAUCCACGCCGGCCUGAAGAUCGAAUCCUCCGCAUAA